GAGAGAGAGAGAGAGAGAGAGAGAGAGAGAGAGAGAGAGAGACGGCAAAGCAGCUCCAGACUUCCCAUCUCGCUCACGUCAGAGGCAGGAACCAACUGUGUUAAAGCUGUUGGCUCAACACGCAGAGAUAGGAGCAGACCCAGAGAGAGGGAGAGAGAGAGGAGGGGGGUCUUUCCUGACCCAAGGAAUUGCCACUAGUGGAGUAAAGCCACCUGACUUUUUGAUCUUAUUUUGGUUGUCUCUUCUUUCUCCUUCCACUCGCAGCCCUGCUGUAGAGCCUCCUCUCAGAAAGGGAGGAAGGGAAAAAACGGAGACCGGUGGGCUCUUAGGUGAGAGCAUCAGCUGGCUCCAGCCCUGAGAGACAAGAAUUCUCUUCGCAAGAAGCUGCUCUCCCUCCUGGCUGCCACCCCCUGCCCUGGAAUUUAUAUCGUCCUUACGGUACAGAGAACAGAUAUCUUUUGGAGUUAGGCUUAAAGAAAGCGUGGUCAAGAGAAUACAUCAGAAACACCAUCACAAAAGGCUCCUUCCACUCCAUGCUGCGCACUGCAGGCUGCUCCUGAACUGAGCCCAAGCAGACAGGAGACGAUGGGCACAGACGGGGACACAGUGGUCCUGAAGAACAUGCUCCUUGGUGUCAAUUUGAUCCUGCUGGGCUCCAUGCUCAAGCCCUCAGAGUGCCAGCUGGAGGUGACCACAGAAAGGGUCCAGAGACAGGCAGUAGAGGAGGAAGGAGGCGUUGGCAACUACAGCACAUCCAGUAAAGAGCAACCCAUGGUCUUCAACCACGUGUACAACAUUAAUGUGCCCCUGGACAGCCUCUGCUCCUCAGGGCUGGAGGCUUCGGCUGAGCAGGAGGUGAGUGCGGAAGACGAGGCUGUAGCAGAGUACACAGGCCAGACCUCAGACCACGAGAGCCAGGUCACCUUCACCCACAAGAUCAACCUCCCCAAAAAGGCCUGCCCAUGUGCCAGCUCAGGCCACGUGCUACGCGAGCUACUGAGCCGGAUCGAGAUGCUGGAGAGGGAGGUGUCAGUGCUGCGGGACCAGUGCACCAGCAACUGCUGCCAGGAAAGCGCCGCCACAGGACAACUGGACUAUAUCCCUCACUGCAGUGGCCAUGGCAACUUCAGCCUCGAAUCCUGUGGCUGCAUCUGCAACGAAGGCUGGUUUGGCAAGAACUGCUCGGAACCCUACUGCCCAAUGGGCUGCUCCAGCAGGGGGGUGUGUGUGGAUGGUCAGUGCAUCUGUGACAGCGAAUACAGCGGGGACGACUGCUCUGAGCUCCGGUGCCCGACAGACUGCAGCUCCCGGGGGCUCUGCGUGGACGGAGAGUGUGUCUGUGAAGAGCCCUACAUGGGCGUGGACUGUGGGGAGCUGAGGUGCCCCGGGGACUGCUCGGGGAAGGGGAGAUGUAUCAAUGGCACCUGUUUAUGCCAGGAAGGCUACGUUGGUGAGGACUGCGGACAGCAGUGGUGCCUGAAUGCGUGCAGUGGGCGAGGACCAUGCCAGGAGGGGCUCUGUGUCUGUGAAGAAGGCUUCCAGGGCCCGGACUGCUCAGCAGUUGCCCCUCCAGAGGACUUGCGAGUGGCUGGUAUCAGCGACAGGUCCAUUGAGCUGGAAUGGGACGGGCCGAUGGCAGUGACGGAAUAUGUGAUCUCUCACCAGCCGACGGCCCUGGGGGGCCUCCAGCUCCAGCAGCGGGUGCCUGGAGAUUGGAGUGGUGUCACCAUCACGGAGCUGGAGCCAGGUCUCACCUACAACAUCAGCGUCUACGCUGUCAUUAGCAACAUCCUCAGCCUUCCCAUCUCUGCCAAGGUGGCCACCCAUCUCUCUACUCCUCAAGGGCUUCAAUUCAAGACCAUCACAGAAACCACCGUGGAGGUGCAGUGGGAGCCCUUCUCCUUUUCCUUUGAUGGUUGGGAGAUCAGCUUCAUUCCAAAGAACAAUGAAGGAGGAGUGAUUGCCCAGCUCCCCAGCGAUGUUACCUCCUUUAACCAGACAGGACUGAAGCCCGGGGAGGAGUACAUUGUCAACGUGGUAGCCCUGAAGGAGCAGGCACGGAGCCCGCCCACCUCGGCCAGCGUGUCCACAGUCAUUGAUGGGCCUACACAGAUCCUGGUGCGAGAUGUCUCUGACACAGUGGCCUUUGUGGAGUGGACCCCUCCUCGUGCCAAAGUUGAUUUCAUUCUCCUGAAAUAUGGCCUUGUGGGUGGGGAAGGUGGGAAAACCACCUUUCGGCUGCAGCCCCCCCUAAGCCAAUACUCAGUGCAAGCCCUGCGGCCUGGCUCCCACUAUGAGGUGUCCAUCAGUGCAGUCCGAGGGACCAAUGAGAGCAAGUCUACAACCACCCAGUUCACCACAGAGAUUGAUGCUCCCAAGAAUUUGCGAGUUGGUUCCCGCACAGCAACCAGCCUUGACCUUGAGUGGGAUAACAGUGAGGCAGAAAUUCGGGAGUACAAGGUUGUGUACAGCACGCUGGCAGGGGAGCAAUACCAUGAGAUGCUGGUCCCCAAGGGCAUUGGUCCCACCACCAGAGCCACCCUCACAGAUCUGGUACCUGGCACUGAGUAUGGAGUUGGAAUAUCUGCCGUCAUGAACUCACAGCAAAGCGUGCCAGCCACCAUGAAUGCCAGGACUGAACUUGACAGUCCCCGAGACCUCAUGGUGACGGCCUCCUCAGAGACCUCCAUCUCCCUCAUCUGGACCAAGGCCAGUGGCCCCAUUGACCACUACCGGAUUACCUUUACACCAUCCUCUGGAAUUGCGUCAGAAGUCACUGUGCCCAAGGACAGGACUUCCUAUACACUGACAGACCUGGAGCCUGGGGCAGAGUACAUUAUUUCUGUUACCGCUGAGAGGGGUCGGCAGCAGAGCUUGGAAUCCACUGUGGAUGCCUUCACAGGCUUCCGUCCCAUCUCCCAUUUGCACUUUUCUCAUGUGACGUCCUCUAGUGUCAACAUUACCUGGAGUGACCCAUCUCCCCCAGCAGACAGACUCAUUCUAAACUACAGUCCCCAGGAUGAAGAGGAAGAAAUGAUGGAGGUCUCCUUGGAUGCCACCAAGAGGCAUUUUGUCCUGAUGGGUUUACAGCCAGCCACUGAGUAUAUUGUCAACCUGGUGGCUGUCCAUGGCACAGUGACUUCUGAGCCCAUCAUAGGCUCCAUCACCACAGGAAUCGAUCCCCCCAAAGACAUCACAAUCAGCAAUGUGACCAAGGACUCAGUGAUGGUCUCCUGGAGUCCUCCUGUUGCACCUUUUGACUAUUACCGAGUAUCGUAUCGACCCACCCAAGUGGGAAGGCUGGACAGCUCAGUGGUGCCCAACACUGUGACAGAAUUCACCAUCACCAGGCUGUACCCAGCAACUGAAUAUGAAAUCAGUCUCAACAGCGUGCGGGGCAGGGAGGAGAGUGAGCGUAUCUGUACCCUCGUGCACACAGCCAUGGAUAACCCUGUGGAUCUGAUUGCUACCAACAUCACCCCAACAGAAGCCCUGCUGCAGUGGAGGGCACCUGCAGGGGAAGUGGAGAACUAUGUCAUUGUGCUCACACAUUUCACAGUUGCUGGAGAAACCAUCUUGGUUGAUGGACUCAGCGAGGAAUUCCAGCUUGUGGACCUGCUUCCGAGUACCCACUAUACUGUCACCAUGUAUGCCGCCAGUGGACCUCUGACCAGUGGCACCAUCAGCACCAACUUCUCUACCCUCCUGGACCCUCCAGCAAACUUGACUGCCAGUGAAGUCACCAGACAGAGUGCACUGAUCUCUUGGCAGCCUCCCAGGGCAGACAUUGAGAAUUACAUUCUGACCUACAAAUCUACCGAUGGAAGCCGAAAAGAGCUGAUUGUGGAUGCAGAGGACACCUGGAUCCGAUUGGAAGGCCUGUUGGAAAACACGGAUUACACAGUGCUCCUGCAGGCGGCUCAGGAUGCCCUGCGGAGCAGCCUCACCUCCACGGCUUUCACCACAGAGGGCCGAGUGUUUGCUCAUCCUCAAGACUGCGCCCAGCAUUUGAUGAAUGGAGACACUUUGAGCGGAGUUUACACCAUCUUUUUCAAUGGAGAGCUCAGCCAGAAGUUGCAAGUAUACUGUGACAUGACUACGGAUGGGGGCGGCUGGAUUGUAUUCCAGAGACGUCAGAAUGGCCAAACUGAUUUCUUUCGGAAAUGGGCUGAUUACCGCGCUGGCUUUGGGAACCUGGAGGAUGAGUUUUGGUUAGGGCUGGACAACAUCCACAGAAUCACAGCCCAGGGCCGCUAUGAGCUGCGCGUGGAUAUGCGGGAUGGGCAGGAGGCCGCCUUCGCCCACUACGACAAGUUCUCUGUGGAAGACAGCAGAAGCCUGUACAAACUCCGCCUAGGAAGCUACAACGGCACUGCAGGAGACUCCCUUAGCUAUCACCAGGGACGCCCUUUCUCCACACAGGACAGAGACAAUGACGUUGCUGUUACCAACUGUGCCAUGUCUUACAAGGGCGCCUGGUGGUACAAGAACUGCCACCGGACCAAUCUCAAUGGGAAGUACGCGGAGUCCAGGCACAGCCAGGGGAUCAACUGGUACCACUGGAAAGGCCAUGAGUUCUCCAUACCCUUCGUGGAAAUGAAGAUGCGCCCCUACAACCACCGUCUCUCAUCGGGAAGGAAACGGCGGGCCUUACAGUUCUGAGCAGUGCACAGUCACAAGCCAAAUGAGUUUUUCUGUCAUUUGUUUGUAUUUUAUAAUAUGAUACAAGGGGGGAGGGUGAUAGCAACGUGAUUUGCAGUGUAUUAAGGGUCUCUGAAGGAAGCGGGGCUGUGGCAGGGGCCAGCUAAUUACUGUCUGCUGUAUUCUGCUGCUCAGAGCCUGGCCCCAGGCUGCACCCUCCCUCCUAACCCAUCAUCCCUAACAUUCCCCUCCUUUCCCACCAAGGAGGAAAAGUGGGACAUUCGCUUCAAUGACCAGUUCAAAGACAAGUCACGGAAUACAACUGUUAGGGUGAUAGUGCGCACCUUCUUUUUCUACUCUCUCAUGAUGCCUCCACCUACCAGGUAUUGCUGAUCUGGUCAGUGCCCUUGAUGAUCAGGUAGUCACACCAGCUCAGAGAAGAAGUCUUAGCAAAAGAGUCCGGCCAACAAAGCCCCUAAGAGGGAAACAAUCAACCACACCCUUACCCAACAGCCCAUGUUCUUUGGAAGGGACCAAAGUUCUCAUUUCUGAGGCUCUUACCUUUCCAGAGUGUGGGGGCCUUUUUCUAGCCAUGCUCAAUCUUUUGCCUAAUUUCUUUCUACAUUCAGGCCUACAGUCUCAUCUGGUUCCCAGGAUGUUGCCUGCCACUGGCCCUGGGUUAUGCAGCAGCUGCAUCCUUGUGGGUCUCAAGCCACAUCCCCUCCCUCAGGGCAGCCAGCCAGUGACUUUCUUCAGGGGUGGGCUGGGAAGAUGGCUUUUGUCUGUAGCACUUUGGGUCAAGCUCUGAGGAAAAGACAGAAGAAGCAGAAAUAAGGGCAUCGGCCACAGAGAUAAGUCCCAUGGAAAACAGAGAUCUUACCCGUUUCCAUUUUUGUUCUGCUUUGUCACGGAUUAUUUUGCAGAAUUUGCAAACUAAUGGCCUUGUUUCUGUCAUCAGCCAGGUUCUCCUUGGUGUAGGCGAUUUAAUAAGUCAGAAGAAGUAGUUCUAUGACCAGUGAGCCAUUUUCUUAUUAACAGUCCUGGGAGGAGAUGGAAUAUUUGCUUUGAGGGCUUUUUUUUUUUUUUAAAUUUGGUCCUGUGGAAAACAGAAAUGACCCCUUAAUGAGGUGAGAUCAUGAGACGCCUUUCUCCAUCUUCUUUUAUUAUCCUGCUUUUGAAAGGAAAAAUGAAAAGUGCUGGAGGAAAUUACAUCCAGAACCCAAAGGUGAAAAGGGAGGACUGUGGGCCUGUCCCCAAAGUUAUGAGAUGUGCUGUCCCUGCCAGCGUGAUUGGAUUUUUAAGCCCAGGGUUCUCAAAAGUUCUGACCUUUCAACUUCUCCUUCAAACCAAAUGUCAGCUGCAACCCUCCUGCAGGAACCAUCCAGAUUCAUGCCCACAGCUGCCCUCUCCCUUUCUUCUCCAAUUGCCCAGGACUCCUAUUCUGUUUCCUGUAGGGACCAUGUGUGCCAAACUGGGGCUUCUGUGCCUUUGCCAACCAGUAACUAGACGAGCCUGAGAUGGGUGAUUUUCUAAUGGAAACGCCCACCCUCUGAACAAAGUUUAACAAGCAGGAAGGGACAGUCCCUAGGCCUGACAACUGCACUUCUGGAGUGUGAGGAUACAGUCAGUCUGCCGUUUUCUGUAGAUACUGUCUUCUAGUAGUGUCCAGUGAGACCUCAUCUACCACGUGCCUGGAUCAAAAGAGGGAGCUGGUACUUUUAUUUUUCAGUUCAUAGUAUGCUUCAAAAAACUAGAAGAAAGAGGAAGAAAGAGAAGCCUGUGUAUUAAAAAGAUUUAGCUAGAGCCUGGGACAAGUUUGAAGGAAGGAAGUGUACGGAAUGAGGAACUCUGCAUUAUGCUACCGUGUGGCUCUGGGUAGGUUGUUUUACCUCUCUUGGCUGCAGUAUCCUUUCCUAUUGGAUGAGACAUUAGACUAGAAUAAUUUCUAAUUUCUCUUUCAGUUCUAGCAUCAGUAAUGAUUGUCUAUGGUGUGAAAAUCAGUGGAAAUGUGCGUCCAUGAGAGGACUCAAUUAGGUCAUGUGUGGAAAGAACAGAAGGAAAGGAGAAGGGAGGGAAAGAGAAACUGAUUCAAAAGUCUGAAGAGAGAGAGAGAGAGAGAGAGAGAGAGAGAGAGAGAGAGAGAGAAGAUAAUGCCAAGGAAGAGGUUGAAGCAUAUAUACCUACAGAAGCAAUUCCAGGGACCUGGGUGUGCCAGGACUGCCCACCUCAGCCAUGGAGCUGAAAUGGAACUUGAUUGUAUGUCAUCAGUUUAAGAGAAAGUCAACAAACAUCAGUGUAAACCAAAGUCUGCCUUUCAUAGGAACUGGGUUACCCUAUGGAGAAUUUUCAUAAAUAGACUCAGCAGCAUUCCCUCAUUCAUUUUAGAGAAUUUUGUUGAGUAGAUUCUUUUUGUUGAGUGAAGUACCUUUCUCCUGAGGUGAGUUUUUUAGUUUUUGUUGCUAUUAGUGUUCUUGUUGGUUUUCUGUUUUGUUUUGUUUUAGUCAUUUUUGGAGGACUGUUCUAUGUCUUCCCAAGGCCCAGGGUCAAUUGACUCAUUUAACUUCUGUCCUGAGCCUCCCAGAUGAUGCUUGCUUGUUCUCUCCCUCAAGUACCUGUCCUUUUCCCGGGAAAGAUAUCAGAGAGAGGCAAGGAUACCAAAGGGUCCCUUGAGGGACUUGGGAGGAAAAGCAAUGGACCCUGCCAUAAAGGCAGUCUAAUGAAAUCAGAAUAUAUACUUAUACCAAAAAAAAAAAAAAAAAAAAAAAAAGGUACCAAAAAAUCAAAACCAACUACCAGUGACUACAGUAGACUCACUGCCAGACUCAGGCAGUUUCUCCUUUUUGCGCUUCGUAUCAUAUAAGUAUUGUUUCCAAUAUAUUAAAUUCAUAUUCUCCAGGGUUACUUCUGGAAGGAAAAGAGUCAGAUAUAAAAAUGACAAUAAAUGGUGGCCAUUAGAACAGAUUUAACAGAUGGAGAGGGAACCUACUAAAAGUGACCACAAGGUGGCGCGCACAACACCUCCAGAGACGCAGGGAAACACUGCAAUAACCCCUGGGCCCUACAGUUUUCUGGGAGACCUAGUUGCAAACCACAAAUGAAGACUGAUCUGUGUGAGGGAUAAAUCUGUAAGAGGACAGUAACAAAAUGGCGGCAAAGAGAUGAAGAGUAAACUUCCAUGAACAUUUAAACCAACUCUUUCCCUCACCCACCCUAUUCCACCAUUCAUAAGGUAAUGGCCAUCAGACACCUUUUUCCUUCUCCAGGAGAACCAUCCAGCUCCAUGUGAAACUGCUGUUUGAAAGUCAAAGGCCCAAGGUUUCCAAUGGGUCCCAUGCCAAACCAAACGAUCCUAUACAUUUUUACUUUUAAUAUUUACUUCAAGAGCAACGUUAUAAAUUAAGGAACCAGAGGUCAUUGCAGAGUCUUGUCAAAGACCUCUUUAUAAAGCACCCAUUGAGAAAGGGUAUAUGAGCUCCUCUCUGUCCCUUUCUCUGGAGAAACAGAAAUGGAACCUGUGAGAACAGUGCAUACGUCAAGCUCAAGGGUUUGAAAAGAGACCAGCCAGUGACCCGGAUUUGCAAAUGCAUGGGCAUGGGUCUCUCUCUCUCUCUCUCUCUCUCUCUCUCUCUCUCUCUCUCUCUCCUCUCUCUCUCUCUCUCUCUCUCUCUCUCUCUCUCUCUCUCUCCCCCAUUUCCUCCUUCCCUUCCCCUCUCCUUUCCUCUCUCCUUUCCUCUCUCCACCCAGAAUUUCAGGAAAUGUGAGCCACUUACCCAGGCUGUGUUAUUUUCUGUACUUUGCUUUCUUAUCACCGAACUCCUAUUCGGUCUAAUUCCCUAAUUCCAUUUCUUUCCUUCCAAAACAGAGGAAAAUGGGGGUGAGGAGGUAGAGGGAGAAAAGAUCACUUUCUAGCUCUAUUUGCAUCUCACUGUCUGCUCUUAAAAUAUUGAUAAGGGAACUUGAAAAGAUUGAAGCCCAGUUCAGUUUCAAAAAUCCCGCAAGAGGAUUGUUUUCACUUGUUUUCACACCUGCCUCAAAUUUGCCAUGGCCACAAGAAGGGUCUUGGUGACCUCUGUGAGUUUGGUUGCUCCACUUCUCAUCCAGAUCCAGCAGGGCUACAUCUCAACCCUGCCUAAUCUUCCUAGGUGGUCCUUUUUUUCCUCUUACUAAGUUUAUUGGCAAAAUUUAGAGGUGUACAUUGGUCACAUUCAUCAUAGGGAAUCUGUACCUAUGCAUGAUAGAUCUGGACACCCACUUUUUUCCCAUUCACAUCCUCUAUAAUGCAGGUGAUGAUGACAGAGAGGUUCAGUCCUCUGGGGCAGCAUGAGUCACAGGUCUGGCUUCUGGGUGAUGGUUAUGGUCUCUCUCUAGCUGUAUUCUCCAGGGUCCUCUGAUCACAUUCCUGUAGAUCUCUGGUUAACUGCUUCCCCAAACCUUAACCCCAUCUCUCCUCUGUCAAAGUUCUCCUCAAUAACUCUGGAGCAUUUUAUACCACCAGCCAAGUGAGAGCUCACAGAUGAAAUGAAAACUUCCAAAAGCAAGUAGGGAAAACAACUCUAGUACUGAUUCUAAUUUGUUGCUGUGGAUUGAGGUCCCACUGGGAACCAUGACUCUAGAUCAUGCUGACUGUAUCCACACUGGAUUCACUUAAGCUAGUUCUGUAUCCUUCAGCUUUGUCUAACAGCUAGAAAGAGGAACAAAAUUAAAAAUUAAACAAAAGAAGAAGCUGAUGGAUCAUCACAGAUUAAAAAAGGAAGCCUUGUACAGACAUUCCCCCAGUAAGAAAUCAGGGACCAGGUGUGAGUGGCUGGAACAAAGGUACCAGGUAUGUUUCUUGAGUGCUGCCCUCCUGCUUCAACCAGAGCUACAAAUCGUUUUGCUCAUUUCGCCAAGGAAAAGUAAAGGCACCAGAGAGGCCCUACCCCAAACAAGAAGCAGAGGGACUUCAUGUUUUCAACCCAUCCUGCCUGGUCACUUUUUUUCAUUGCCAGCAGUCACAGCCUGAUUUGUCAUCUCUAGCAUUUCUGAUUUAUUUUUCAAGGUCACCCCCAGCCUGAAACAUGACUUCAUUGCACCUGCAGCACUUCAUUGUCCAAAUGUCCUUGGCAAACCUCGAGAUCUUUGGACAGAGUUGCAUUUUCUCCAAACAGGAAAUCCUCUUUCCUUCCCCAAGCUUAAUAAGGCUAUUGCGGAGCACCCGAAUAACACAGCCCUUGUUCCUUAGACAAACUUGGCUCCCUCUAUUAAUAAAACAGCCCCUAGGGCCUGGGCUGGGAGCCGAGCUAGUGCUAAAUUCCCAGUUCAGAAACAGCCCUUCAGCCUGGGUUAGAUUUCUCGGGCAUGGCAGCAUGGGCACGGGUGAGAAGUGCAAGUAUCUUUCUCCAAAAAGUAGCCAUGCACCCAGGAGGCCUGGGACGCCUGAGUUAUGGGCCAGGUGCAAGGCUGGCAGGUAAAUGAAUGCUCGGAUGAGAACUGUGCUCUUCCUCCAGCUGCUUUAGCAGCCCCUAGGGAAACCCUGUGAUGCUUUUUAACAUCUGUCACUGAACACUAAUGUGUUCCUGCCCCUGAGGCAGAUGUCGGGGACUUACCUUCAAGCCAGAAGGAAUUCCCUGACUUCAUACGCGAGUAAACUGAGGCCAAGAUAGGAUAGGCAGCUUGCGCAAGUUCACACAGUCAAUUAGCAAUGGGCUAAGGUUAGAUCUGAUGUGAGUUUUUAAAUUUGUUUUUCUUCAAGAAACCAAUUGAGAAAAAUAGUGAAAUAGAAUAUCUACCAUUUGCCAGAUACUGUGCUAAGGGCUUAACAUAUUUUGUUAAAUCUUUACCAUAGAUUUCACAAUUUUACAGAAAAGAGAAUGCAGGUACAGAAAUUUUUAGUAACAACCCCAAAGUCACACAGCUACUAUAGAAAGCCACCAAAUCUCUUCAGUUAAUUCAAAAUUGCUUGAUUUUUCUACUCAUGAAGCUGCCUCCAUUCAUGUUUAUGAAGCCAUGUGAAUGCAUCUUGGAUUUUAUUAAUAUUCUCACAAAGGGGUCACUGAGGCCACUCUCUCUUUUCUGUCUUUUAAUUAAGAAAGGGGAAUUCUUGCAUUGUUUUGAUUACCUACACUGGAAUUCUCAACCUCGUCACUGGGCAGAGUAAGGAACAUCCAGGUAGCUCUUUCUUUUUCUUUCCUUCAAUUUGGGAGGUAAAAGAGAGGGUCCUCCACAAGCUUGGAGGAGGAGAUAAAGAGCAGAACGAAAACACAAUUUUUCCCACUCCAUCCUUUGGGGACCAUAGGAACCUCUUUCUUUUCCAAUGGAGGAAGAGUAGGAUUUUCCAGAGUCGUGCUACUCCAGCUGAAGUUUUAGCAGAGGCGAGAAGAGGUGGCAUAAGAGAGACUAGGAGGGAGAAACCCCAGAAUAAACGUGGCACAAGCACCCAGAACACUGAUAUAUUCUAGAAUUUGGGAAGACAGUUUUAUAUUAUGAACAUAUUGAAACCAGUACGCAUGGUUGGCAAAUGCAGAAAUCUCAUGAAUUUUUAGGCAAAAAUCAGCAGGCUGCAGACAGAUCUGGACCAGCCCCUCCCAGACUCCCAGAGAGACAAACACCUUCAGGGUGCCCUGCACAGGCAUAUCUGUGAAAUUUUUUGAGAAAUGAAGCUAGAAGAAGACAGGAAAGAAAUUAGUUUUAUUUAUCGUCUGGUUUCUUUGCCUGCUUUCCAUCCCCAGUGGAUGCAGUGAGGGGGUGGGGUCUCAAAGAACAACUGGGCACAAUCUCAGGUCUUUUAGCUACUUUGGGGGAUUUAGAAAGAAAUCCUUACUUAGUGACUUGGUGGUUUUAGUGCCAGGCCAAAAUUUCAGAAAUGAUCCUCUUUUUCAUUGUUGUUAAACAAUGCUUACAUAAAGAAGAAUGAAUCUUUCCAUGAAAAACUCUGCCUUUUGCGGUCCCUUUCCAGGGCAGGGGUUGCUUGGACAGUAGUGACAACCAUAUGUGAGAGGCAGUGAACACCAGGAUCCUGCAGAAAUGUCAGUCAACUAAACACGCCUGUACCAGCUCCUUCCCACCUGUCCCCUCUGAGGCCUCGCCUUACAGCAGGGUCUCACCAACCUCUAAGGGUCAGACUCUAUCUGAGUCUGUUCUUAACCUGUCAGCUCCUCCUGUCACUUACACACUUCAGCUACUCCAAACUCCAUUCCCUCCAGGCCCACAGGAAUUCCCAGGUACCCUACACAAGCCAUGUGACUCUAAGAGAGGUCAGUACCUGGAGCUCUAGGCAGCUGAAACUCACCCUGGUGGAAUCUAGAUUGCUGUUCUGAGAAUUCAUAAACACCAAAUCCUCCAAUCUCUCUAAAUUUGAGUUUGUCGUUUUAACCUUUAACAGCCUUUUCAGGUAAAAACAUAAUAAUAAUAAUAAUAAUAACAAUAAUAAUAACAAAGACUGACUUUGUAGCUACAACGUACUUGAAAAAGCACUUACUUUAAACGGAGUCUGAAAGGAAAAAAAAACAAGAGUACAGACUCCUCAGGUUAUGCUCACUUUAAUGACCUAAAAGAAAACCACACAGAGCAAGAGAGGGAAAAUCAACCUGCCCCACCCUUUCAUGGCACUGUAGCUCGAAGACUGGAAUCUCUGCUUGUUAACCAUUGUUAACUAGUAUUUUUAGUCCUGGUUGCUUUUAGCCUCUGUAUAGUUCCUUUUUUAAACACAUUUUCUAUACGUUAAUAAAAGAUCCUGAAGGAAA
Molecule: messenger RNA, 12362 nt
Organism: Cavia porcellus (domestic guinea pig)
Lineage: Eukaryota; Metazoa; Chordata; Mammalia; Rodentia; Caviidae
Gene: Tnr
Product: tenascin R
Exons: 23
Coding region: 586-4662 (1358 amino acids)
Molecular function (GO): protein binding
Source: RefSeq, a predicted model, not a curated record